This is a messenger RNA of Ochotona curzoniae (black-lipped pika), 1999 nucleotides long. It is a transcript of the gene GLMN, whose product is annotated as glomulin, FKBP associated protein. The coding region runs from base 207 to 1964 and encodes 585 amino acids. The record is from RefSeq and is a predicted model, not a curated record. The transcript is spliced from 17 exons. Lineage: Eukaryota; Metazoa; Chordata; Mammalia; Lagomorpha; Ochotonidae. Gene Ontology annotation, molecular function: ubiquitin-protein transferase inhibitor activity. Gene Ontology annotation, cellular component: cytoplasm.
AGCCUUAAAUCUUUGAUUUCUUAGGCUGAAGUACCUUGCUUAGCAUGAAAAUCUCAACCUUAAAACUUUGCGUUUUCUUUAUGGUGUUUACUAACUCAUGCUCAUCAGAUUGAACGAUAACUUAGAAUACGUCAAUGGGAUAUUAAAGGGAAUUAACUGCUCUUGUCAGUACCUUUCAGCGGUGGAAUUAGGAAACACAAGGAGGCAUGGCUGUAGAGGAGCUUCAGUCCGUAAUAAAAAGAUGUCAAAUACUGGAAGAACAAGACUUUAAGGAAGAAGAUUUUGGCCUAUUUCAGUUAGCAGGCCAAAGAUGUCUAGAAGAAGGACAUAUAAGCCAGCUGUUGGAAAUUAUUCAAAAUGAAGAGAAUAAGGUUAUCUUUAAGACUAUGGGCUGGAACCUCGUGGGACCUGUGGUUCGAUGCCUUUUAUGCAAUGAUAAAGAUGAUGAUAAAAGAAAAGAUUGUUAUCAGAUGCUUGAUCUAUUGGUAAAGUUAUGUAAUCCAAAGGAAUUAUUGUUGGGUUUGCUUGAAUUGAUUGAAGAGCCCUCUGGAAAACAGAUAUCCCAAAUUAUUCUUCUUUUGCUUCCGUCAUUGCAAACAGUGAUUCAGAAGCUUCCCAACAACAAGGCAUACUCAGUUGGAUUAGCAUUAUCUACCCUUUGGAGUCAACUUUCUGUUCUUCCUGUUCCUUACGCAAAAGAACAGAUACAGGCAGAUGAGUACGGCCUCUGUCAGUGUUGCAAGGCCUUGAUAGAGUUCACGAAGCCGUUCAUGGGAGAAGUCAUCAAUGCUGAAGAAAACUCCACGGAAAAUGAGAAGUUAAAGGAUGAAUUACUGAAAUUUUGUUUCAAAAGCUUGAAAUGCCCUCUACUGACAGCACAGUUCCUUGAACAGUCUGAAAAAGUUGAAAAUGAUCCUUUAAGGUAUUUUGCAGCUGAAAUAAUAGGUUUUUUAUCAGCAGUUGGACACUCUUUUCCAAAAAUGAUUUUUAAUCAUGGAAGGAAAAAGAAGACUUGGAAUUACCUGGAAUUUGAAGAAGAAGAAGAUAAACAGUUAGCAGACUCUAUGGCUUCUCUGGCAUAUCUAGUAUUUGUACAGGGCAUCGAUAUUGAUCAGCUUCCAAUGGUCUUGAGCCCAUCGUACCUUUUACAGUUUAAUAUGGGACAUAUUGAUGUCUUCUUGCAAAGAACAGAGGAAUCUGUUUUCUCCAAAGGAUUGGAAUUGCUGGAAAAUGGCUUAUUAAGAAUAGAGGACAACAGUCUACUUUAUCAGUACUUGGAAAUAAAGAGUUUUCUUACUGUACCACAGAGGAAAAAAGGUUUAGCUAUGCUUCAGCUUUAUAUUAACAAGCUGGAUUCACAAGGCAAAUACACAUUAUUUAGGUGCUUACUGAAUACCAGUAAUCACUCCGGUGUGGAGGCCUUUAUUAUUCAAAAUAUCAAAAAUCAAAUUGAUAUAUCAUUUAAGAAAGCACAUGCCAAUAAAUGGUUUACAGGACCACACCUGAUUUCUCUGCUGGAUUUGGUGCUCUCCCUCCCUGAGGGAGCUGAAACCGACUUACUGCAGCACUCCGACAGGAUUAUGGCAUCAUUAAAUUUGUUGAGAUAUUUGGUUAUCAAAGAUAAUGAAAAUGACAACCAAACUGGAGUAUGGACAGAACUUGGAAAAAUUGAGAAUAAUUUCUUAAAACCACUGCACAUGGGACUUAACAUGUCAAAAGCACAUUAUGAAGCAGAAAUUAAAAACAGUCAAGAAAACAGCCAAGAGAGACAGAAGUCCAAGGAGCUCUGCUCUCUAACUGUUGGUGGAGAAGAGAUGCCAAACGUGCCUCCUGAAAUGCAGCUGCAGGUCCUACAUUCAGCCCUUUUCACAUUUGAUUUGAUUGAAAGUGUUCUGGCUCGAGUAGAAGAACUAAUUGAAAUAAAAACAAAGUCUACCUCUGAAGAAAACGCUGGGAUAAAGUAAAAGUUCCACUUCAUAAAUUAAAACUAAGAAAAUAU